Messenger RNA from Saccostrea cuccullata (small rock oyster), 993 nucleotides. RefSeq lists its product as uncharacterized. Lineage: Eukaryota; Metazoa; Mollusca; Bivalvia; Ostreida; Ostreidae. The coding region runs from base 1 to 993 and encodes 330 amino acids. The transcript has 3 exons. The record is from RefSeq and is a predicted model, not a curated record.
AUGAAGAUGUACGUACUCUUAUGUGUUCUGAUAGGAAUAACUACCAGGAAUGUGAAAGGUCAAAUGUGCUCGGACUGUGUACAUUUAGAUUACACAGUGAAAGGACUUCGUACAAUUUCCCGAACUUUGUUGGAUUCUCUCCUCCUUGAUACUUUUAAUCCAGACUGUCUCCAUGACAACCAGAAGCUUCACAUUUCGUGUCCACGUAAUGACAGUGCUGGUUUGGUGGUGAAAUGUAAAAAGACCCACGUUAUUGUACAGGCUAGAGGGAUACAGAGGGUAGAAGCCGAUGCCGAGGUGAAUUUGGUAGCGGUUGAGCGACGUUGUGCUCUGGUUGAUGCAUCACAAGAAAACAAUUGUGUCAAUCACAUGGAGGACAAUACUGUAUCCUCGUAUAUUUCCAAAACCCUGGCACAUCUAACGGACACAUGGACCACGGUCAAUUAUACAGGCGCCAACUGUUUUUCUGACACCCAUCAUGACGUCACAACAGAAGCACCAGGUAGAACGAAAAAGUAUACUGCGCAAUAUGCCGAUUUCAGAACAAAGACCAAUGUAAACAAAUAUGCCGAAUUCACAACAAUGAACAAUAUAAACAAAGAUACCGAUAUCACAACAGUGACCAAUGUCAAAGAACCAAUAACUGAAGACAUAUUACCUGAAAAAAUAAAAGCUGUGAAUUCUACCUCAAGCGUUUUACUGGAAAAUGUCCAGAAUUUGAGCACUACUACAAACAAUUUUGUUGGAAGUACACAGAUUGAAAAUGUAACAUUAGCAUUUUCAGCAAACGAUUCCAUGGAUCUUUCUACAGACUCAAGCAGUGACAAUGAUUUUGGAAGAAAACAGGAACUGAGCGAGAAUGUGAGGAAAUUUAUCCAUUAUAUCAGAAAUUACAACGGGGCACCUGUCAUGAAAUGCAGCGAACUUAUAUUUGUGAUGUCACUUUUAGCAGUAUAUCUUAUUGAUAGCUUUCUCAGAGCUUCAACAAACUGA